AGCAUCUGGUGGCCACAGGUUGGCAUUGAAGAUGUCCGGGACAGCGCGCCAUGACCGAGAGAUGGCAAUCCGGUCCAAGAAAAAGCUCACCACAGCCACGGAUCCUAUUGAAAGCCUGCGAUCGCAGUGCCUGGCCAGGGGCUCUGCAGGUAUCAAAGGACUUGGCAGAGUGUUUCGAAUUAUGGAUGACAAUAACAACCGAACACUUGAUUUCAAAGAAUUUUUGAAAGGGUUAAAUGAUUAUGCUGUAGUCAUGGAAAAGGAAGAGGCAGAAGAACUUUUCCGGAGGUUUGAUAAAGAUGGAAGUGGAACAAUAGACUUCAAUGAAUUCCUUCUCACACUAAGACCUCCAAUGUCCAGAGCCAGGAAAGAGGUAAUUAUGAAAGCUUUCAGAAAGCUAGACAAAACUGGAGAUGGUGUUAUAACAAUUGAAGACCUUCGUGGGGUAUAUAAUGUAAAACAUCAUCCAAAGUACCAAAAUGGAGAAUGGACAGAAGAACAAGUCUUCAGGAAAUUUCUGGAUAACUUUGAUUCACCUUAUGAUAAAGAUGGAUUGGUUUCAAAAGAAGACUUUUUGAACUAUUAUGCAGGUGUUAGUGCUUCUAUCGACACGGAUGCCUAUUUCAUUUUGAUGAUGACAAAAUCCUGGAGAUUGUGAAUUUUGACUAAGCAUUCUUUGAAAAAUGAUGCUCUCUCAUGGAGUGGAAUGAACUUGAAAGAAGUCCAGCAUGAAGGAUUUUGAUCAAGUGUAAACUGAAUUGUCUGAAAGACCUGAAAGUUUAAAAGCAAUAGAUCUUUCAGCAAUCCUCUUGACUGCCUGGAAUGUGUUUACUUCUACAUAUGCCUGCUGAUAUAACUUAAAAGAAAAAGGAUAGGAAGAAAGAAACAAAUGGAACCAGGAAUUGAGAAUGGAAAGUGGUUUCUAGUUUUAAAAAUGAGUGUACUUGUUACAAGUGUAGGUGUAAAUGUAGACUUUCCCCAAACCUUUUUCUUAUUUGAUGUCCUGAGACUCUAUGGGUGAACAUGAUAAUUAAAAAAGUAAA
Molecule: messenger RNA, 1043 nt
Organism: Dipodomys spectabilis (banner-tailed kangaroo rat)
Lineage: Eukaryota; Metazoa; Chordata; Mammalia; Rodentia; Heteromyidae
Gene: Capsl
Product: calcyphosine like
Exons: 5
Coding region: 32-658 (208 amino acids)
Molecular function (GO): calcium ion binding
Source: RefSeq, a predicted model, not a curated record